Erythranthe guttata (spotted monkey flower) is the source of this 878-nucleotide messenger RNA. Its product is annotated as dehydration-responsive element-binding protein 1B. NCBI's taxonomy places the organism in Eukaryota, Viridiplantae, Streptophyta, Magnoliopsida, Lamiales, Phrymaceae. The record is from RefSeq and is a predicted model, not a curated record. Gene Ontology annotation, biological process: regulation of DNA-templated transcription. Gene Ontology annotation, molecular function: DNA-binding transcription factor activity; DNA binding.
AAUAUAAAUGGAGAAUAUCUCGAGCUAUUAUUAUAGUACAGAGUACUCUGUUCCGCAACCGCAGGUGCUGCCUCAAUCUGAUCAGCAGUCCUCGUGCUUCACCUCGAAGAAUCAUUCCGACGAAGAAGUGAAUCUAGCUUCCAACAACCCCAAGAAACGCGCCGGUAGGAAGAAGUUCCGCGAGACGCGCCACCCCGUGUACCGCGGCGUCCGCCUUCGGGACUCCGGGAAGUGGGUCUGCGAGGUCAGGGAGCCCAACAAGAAGACCCGGAUCUGGCUCGGGACUUUCCCAACCGCCGAGAUGGCGGCGCGCGCCCACGAUGUGGCGGCGCUGGCUCUCAGGGGCCGGUCGGCCUGCCUCAACUUCGCCGACUCCUCGUGGAGGCUGCCUGUUCCGGCCUCCGCGGAUGCCAAGGACAUUCAGAAGACUGCCGCAGAGGCCGCGGAGGCUUUCCGUCCCCAGUCAUCGUCGGAUUCCGGAGGCGAUGCGAGGGAGGAAACCGCCGUCGCCGCUAAUAAUUAUACGGCGUCGCCGGAAAAUAUGUACUUUAUGGAUGAAGAGAUGAUGUUUGGGAUGCACGGUUUGGUGGAUAAUAUGGCGGAGGGGCUGAUGAUGAUGCCUCCACCUCAUCAUCAUCAGUACAGUGAUGACGUGGGAAUGGAUGCUGACGUGUCGUUAUGGAGUUAUUCCUUUUAAUUUUCUCUUUUUAGUAUAUGUGGUGGUAGUAGGUGCCAACUACCAUGGAUAAUGUUCUUGUUUGGGUAAUAUUUGAACCCGUACUUGAAUUGUUUUUUCUGGGUCAUUUUUUAAUUUAAUUAUUAAUUAGAUUCUAUUUAGUGAUAAUCCAUGUUGCCUUGAUCACUAAUUAAUUAUGACU